Molecule: messenger RNA, 3474 nt
Organism: Thermothielavioides terrestris NRRL 8126
Lineage: Eukaryota; Fungi; Ascomycota; Sordariomycetes; Sordariales; Chaetomiaceae
Exons: 7
Coding region: 1-3174 (1057 amino acids)
Biological process (GO): double-strand break repair via homologous recombination
Cellular component (GO): Smc5-Smc6 complex; nucleus; site of double-strand break
Molecular function (GO): single-stranded DNA binding; damaged DNA binding
Source: RefSeq, a predicted model, not a curated record
AUGCCCGCGAGAAUCAUUAACGGCGUCGCGGCCGAGGCCUCGAGGAAACGCGCCCGACGCGCCGCCGCCGAGGAUGGCGACGACGACGAGGAGGUUGUUGAAGUGCACCAUGCGCGCUCGAAUCUGCGGCUUGAACAGCGGAAACGAGUGCGCCUCUCGGAUGUCGAUGACGAUAAGAGCGAACGCCGCGCUCGGCGGGAGUCAACCUCCUCGGGGGAUGAGGCCUCGGAGAGCGCAGAGGAGGCAGCCUCGCCGCCUCGCACGCCGCCCAAGUCCCAGUACGAGUUGAUGCGCGACAAUAACUUCGAGCACCUUCGGCAUGAGGCUGCCGACGACCAGCGCGCCACCCAGCGGCUCCGGUUCCGACCCAGUCUCCUCGGAGAGAAUACCAUCGCAGAGAACGGCAUCAUCGAGAGCGUUACUUGCGUCAACUUCAUGUGCCAUGAACGCCUCCACUGCGAACUCGGCCCUCUGCUCAAUUUCAUCGUCGGGGAGAACGGCAGCGGCAAGAGCGCCGUCCUGACAGCGAUCACGCUGUGUCUCGGCGGCAAGGCCAGCUCGACCAACCGUGGAGGCAGCCUGAAGAGCUUUGUCAAGGAAGGCUGUGACCGCGCCGUGCUCGCCGUCAAGAUCAAGAACCGGGGCCAGGACGCUUUCAAGCCCGAGAUCUAUGGCGAGUCCGUCAUCGUCGAGCGCCACUUCUCCAAGACCGGCAGCAGCGGGUUCAAGGUCAAAACCGCUCUGGGUCAGGUGUACUCGGUUAAGAAGCAAGAGGUCGACGAGCUCGUCGAGUACUACGCACUCCAGGUCGACAACCCCCUCAAUAUCCUUUCCCAGGACAACGCUCGUCAAUUCCUGAACUCGUCCACCAAAGCCCAAAAAUACAAGUUCUUCAUCGAGGGCGUCCAGCUGCAGCAGCUCGAUAACGAUUACCGGCUGAUCUCGGAAAACCUGGAGCUGAUGGUGGCCAAGGUUCCCGACCAGGAAGAACGUGUCAAGCAUGCCAAGGCUGAAUUCGACAAGGCCAAACGUCUCAGAGAGGAGCUCGAGGGCAAUCAGCAAAUCCGCCUGAAGCUCCGGACGCUGCGCAAUCAGAUGGCCUGGGCCCAGGUGGCCCAAGAAGAAGAAGAACUCCGCAGGCGAGACGACGACCUCGCCCAAGCUGCUCUCGAGCUUGCCAAUGAGAAGGUCGAGCGUGCCGCCGAGACCCUGCAACACGUCCAGGACGAGCGAUAUGAAAUUGUGCGCCGCAUCCAGGAGAAUAAGGACAGUGAGCCAGGACUCAUUCAAAAGGCGGACGACGCCAAGAAGGCGUUGGAGACGAUCGGCGACGAGCUCCUGCGAAAGCGGGGCGAGAUCAACAGCGUCGAGGCAAGAAUCAACAGCCUACAAGAGCAUCGCGGCUCGGUCUUCGAUGCGUACGAAGCCAAGCUGCUCAAGCCCGAGUGGUCGUCCAUCCUGGAGAAGACAUUCGGUAUCAACUUGAAUGCCUUCAUCGUCACCAGCAAAAGCGACGAGACGCUACUCCGCGGAAUGAUGAACCGGCUGAAUAUCCGCACCUGCCCCGUCUUCAUAUGUAGCCCGCACCCGCUUGAUCUCUCCAGCAAGGAGCCCGACCCUGAGUACGACACGAUUCUCCGGGUGCUAAAGAUCGACAACCAGAUGGUUCGCGACCAGCUCGUCAUUAACCACAUGAUCGAACAAGUGAUCCUGAUCCCCGAGCGCGCCAGAGCUGAGCAGGUCAUGUUCGACGGCGCCCCCCCACGGAACGUCAAGGCCUGCCUCUGCUUUCAUGACCGGAAGCGUGGCGAAGGCCUUCGGCUAGCCGUGAACAACAACGGCAACAUUUCGACCAGCCCGAUCCAGCCGAACCCACACCUGAGAACCAGGAUGAAGACGGACUCCGAUACGCAGAUUGCGCUCUUGAAGGAGUCCCUGCAGCAGAUCAUGGAUGAGGCUCGGUCGGUUGAUGCUGAGAAACGCCGUCUUCAUCAAGAAUCCCAACGCUGCCAAGCGGCACUCACCCAGCUCAAGACGAAGCGAAAUGAACUUGAGCUCGCCUUUCGGGCUGCGCGUGGGAAGGCUGACAACAUCCAGGCAGAACUGGACGAGUCUGUCGGUGAUGACGGGCGCUUACAAGGGUUGAAAGUACAGCUGGCCGAAUAUCAAGCGCAACUCAACCAUCAUGGUAUUCAAUACGGUAUGCUCAGUGCGGCGAAGCAAGACAAGAACAAAGAAGUGGAAGAAGCGCAGAGGAGGCUCAAAGAACAAAGACUGAAUGCGAACGACUAUGAGGAACGUCUCAAAAAGGCCGAGGCGGAACUCAAGCGAGCUAAUGACUUGCGCACCAUCUCUCUAAUCGAGAAGAACGAGAUCAUCUCGAGGGCGGCCGAGUACGCCGAGCUGAAGAGCAAGGCGGAGGCAAGACGGGCGAGGCAGCAAGCAAACGUCGAGGCCUUUGUCACGCAAGCCAAAGCCGUGAGCGAGGAGCGCUUCUACAUCCCCGAAGGCGAGACGUACGACAGCAUCCAGAAGCAGUACAACACGCUCCGCGAGCGGCUCAAAAAAGCCGAGGACAGAAGAGGGAUGACCGACCAGCAGGUGCACGAUUACUUCGCCGAGACGAAGAAGGUGUACAACAAAGUGGUCGCUGAUCUCCAGUCCAUCACGGUUGUGAACGCCCGCCUCAGAGAGACCCUCACCGUGCGUCUCGAGAAGUGGAGGAAGUUCCAGCGGUACAUCUCGUCGCAGUCGCGCGCGAACUUCAUCUACCUGCUCAGCGAGCGCGGCUUCCGCGGCAAGCUGCUGCUCGAUCAUGAGCGGAAGGCCCUGGACCUGCAAGUCGAGCCGGACCGGACCGAGAGGAGGGCGACCGGACGCAGCACCAAGACGCUGUCUGGCGGCGAGAAGUCGUUUGCGUCCAUCUGUCUCCUGCUCGCCAUCUGGGAGGCCAUGGGCUCGCCCCUGCGCUGUCUGGAUGAGUUUGAUGUCUUCAUGGACAAUGUUAACCGCGCCAUCAGCACGAACAUGCUGAUCACCGCUGCGCGUCGUUCGGUCAAUCGUCAGUAUAUCUUCAUCACACCAAAUGCCAUCGAGGGCCGCAACACUCUGGACAAGGAUGUCAAGAUUAUCCGCCUGACUGAUCCCCGCCAGCGGAGACUGGCUGACCACUGAUGUCCUUGCACCGAAUCAUGCGAUGUCUGCAUGAUGUGAAUUGCUUGAUGGUUCGGGUGGUUGUACUGUGAUCUGUACGGUAGCUGUAACGGUAAAGGGGGGAUCUGGUUGUUGUGGGCGUUGGGGAAGGAGGAGAGAGGGCGGCUAGACUUGUGUUGUCUGACACUGACCCAGCUGGGGCAUAGAGAUGUGGAUCGGCGUCGUGGGAUUCUGUCUUGCAGUGCUAUCAUACAAGCUUUAGGCGGCAUCGGAACCCUACACGUUUGUAAUAUGAUAUAAUGUACAGACAUUGUUACAGAU